AUGGCUUCCCUCCGGUUUCAGGUGGAGUUCUGGGACCACAGCAGGAACCAGCGCUGUCAACCCCUGGGCUCAGCAGCGCCCUCAUUCUCAGGCCGGCGGCUCUGCCCUGACCUGCGCAGGAAGGCCACCAACUGCCCCAGGCUGACCUCACGCCCCUCCCACUGCUGUAGCCUGACCUCACCCAGCCCCAUCCCUUCCGGCAGAAUUAGAGCUCGUCUUCCGGAGCGGCGGGCGCAGCGGGCGCGGCUGGUGCGGCGGUGGCUGGGCAGUGUCGAGCCGGGCCAGAUGGACCCUGGGCGUCGCCACCCUGGAACAUGUGGAGUGGUGGAAGACACCGAUUGGCCAGGUCCCGGUCAUGUGACCAUACGCUCUAGAGCACGUGUGAGCUGCUCCUGGUGGGUCAGCGGUGGAGAUAGCAGCAGCACACCGCACUGGAGCCUGGACCAGAGAGAAGGUUCUUGCCAGGGCUCUCCUGGCAUCUGUGACCCUCAGCGCUGCUCUUCCAGAUGUGGAAAGCCUCGGCAGGCCACACUGUGUCCAUCAACCGGGACGACGGGGGAGCCGACAACUGGGAGUACCGACCCUGAUUUCGUGAAUGACGUAAGUGAAAAAGAGCAGAGAUGGGGGGCCAAGGCCGUGCCAGGAUCUGGGCACCAGGAGCACAUCACUAUCCACAAGCUGUGGGAGAAUGUGUUUCAAGAACACCAGACCCUCAGGGAGAAAGAGCUGGAAAUGGGACCCAAAGCCUCUCCUGGCUACAGAGGGAAGUUUGGCGUGGAGCAGGACAGGAUGGACAAGUCAGCUGUUGGCCAUGAGUAUCAGUCAAAGCUCUCCAAGUGCUGCUUGCAGGUUGACUCCAUCUGGGGGUUUGGAGGCAAGUUUGGUGUCCAGUUGGACAGAGUGGACCAGAACAGUGACAAGUGUUUGGAAACGGCCUCAGUGCUAUCAGUGAGUGGUGAGGUGCAAUCUGUGGACACCCCACAAGGAACAGCCCUCCCCCUCCUUCCUGCCACCUUCAGCAGCCGCCGCCCCAGGACUGACUCGUCUGUGUGUGUGUUUCCAGUUUACCCGCACUAAUGCUACAGGUGAUUAUACAGCGUCCAGAAUACGACAAAGACGACAUUUUGAACUCCAUGCGAUCUUUAAUCUGUUUAAAGUUGUUGUAUGGCCCCUAAGGUAUUUUAUUACAGACUUUUUAAUUAGUGAAAAAUUCAUGAAUACCAUAGAGAAAAUGUUUUAAAAUUUAAUGUUUCUUCUAUUUAUGUAAACUUAUGAAUUCAUUUAUAUACUUUUUCUUGUAUAGCCAGGCUAUAAAUAUCCUUUCAGAUCAAUUCAUGUUCUGAUAUCUGAUUUUAGUCUUUCAAAUGAAUGUACUGUAAUGCUUGUCUGUAUAAAUCCUAUGAACAAAUAUAUGGCUUUUGUAAAUGAUGCAUUUAUUGUAAUUAUUCUUGUUUAAUUUUUAAAUGAUAAACCAUGAGAGAAGGGGUUUUCCUGCAAUUGUAAAAUCAUCAUGACACGGUAUGCAUUAUCCUUCCAGAAUGUAACUGAGCUCUCCAACACUCACCCUGAAAUGAGCGAACUUAAUUUCAACCAAUUGUUCUAUUUUAA
Molecule: messenger RNA, 1608 nt
Organism: Cervus elaphus (red deer)
Lineage: Eukaryota; Metazoa; Chordata; Mammalia; Artiodactyla; Cervidae
Exons: 7
Coding region: 1-1077 (358 amino acids)
Biological process (GO): regulation of actin filament polymerization
Cellular component (GO): lamellipodium; cortical actin cytoskeleton; focal adhesion
Molecular function (GO): actin filament binding
Source: RefSeq, a predicted model, not a curated record